Messenger RNA from Galendromus occidentalis (western predatory mite), 884 nucleotides. RefSeq names its product heart- and neural crest derivatives-expressed protein 2. The record is from RefSeq and is a predicted model, not a curated record. NCBI's taxonomy places the organism in Eukaryota, Metazoa, Arthropoda, Arachnida, Mesostigmata, Phytoseiidae. Gene Ontology annotation, molecular function: RNA polymerase II transcription regulatory region sequence-specific DNA binding; DNA-binding transcription factor activity, RNA polymerase II-specific; protein dimerization activity. The transcript has 4 exons. The coding region runs from base 262 to 651 and encodes 129 amino acids. Gene Ontology annotation, biological process: developmental process; regulation of transcription by RNA polymerase II.
UUAUCUCUACGGUCGCAGCUCCCUUCCUCUGUUAAUAAGUGCCACUCAGUUAUGCGGUUGGAAAAGUUACAUCAAACAGAGGGCGGGCCUAGCUUUCCGUGAGUGUUUAGGCCGCGGCCCAGGUCAUCGCCGAACAAAUCGCCCGGCCAGCUCAAUGGUCUCCACAUCUCUCGGCUCAGUACUCUGACGGCCGCUUAGAUGGAGCCGUCUCGGAGAAGAGCGCAUUCAUGAGAUCUUGGUGUGAGUUUUGUGAAGUGGGGAAUGUCGAGAGACGAUUUCGAUGGCUGUGAUUCUCCAAGUGUGUCCGGCGACGAUCGAAAGGAACGCCGGAGGACACACAGUAUCAAUAGUGCAUUCAGUCGAUUGCGGUCACAUAUACCGAACGUUCCCAGAGACACGAAGCUGUCGAAAAUCAAGACCCUGAGACUCGCAAUCGCCUACAUCUCGUAUCUACAAGAUGUGCUGACGUCCGGAAAGCCGUGUGUGAUUUCGGAUGGCUGCGGCUCUGGAAUCAGCGAUGAAGAAGACGAAAAGAAUGAUCCAUCCCUCCAUCGACUGGCGAGGGGUCGCACGGGCUGGCCGCAUCAAGUUUGGGCUUCUGAAUUCGCCAGCGACCUAUGUCUGAACAAGAGCAGCGACAACCCUCCGUGAAACUCCUUCCGUGCAAGCGAUACCGUUCCUCAUGAUGCUCUCGCAUGGGUGGGUGCAUUCGGACUUUUCCCCCGAAUCGACCAGACUCUCGCUGAAACCGUGUACGAAUGAAUAGUUUCUGAAGAGUCGCAUUGGAGCCUACAAGGAGCAACAUCUUUCAUCUUUAGCUGGGCGCCGGAACGGAGACAUCAAUUUCCGAGGUUUACCUCAUCGAUGAGUCCAAGAUAAAUUUU